This is a messenger RNA of Dreissena polymorpha, 1032 nucleotides long. RefSeq lists its product as uncharacterized. The transcript has 2 exons. NCBI's taxonomy places the organism in Eukaryota, Metazoa, Mollusca, Bivalvia, Myida, Dreissenidae. The record is from RefSeq and is a predicted model, not a curated record. The coding region runs from base 1 to 1032 and encodes 343 amino acids. Gene Ontology annotation, biological process: G protein-coupled receptor signaling pathway. Gene Ontology annotation, molecular function: G protein-coupled receptor activity. Gene Ontology annotation, cellular component: plasma membrane.
AUGAUGGACAAAACGGAAGUCCCGUAUGACGUUAAGGCAGACGACCACGUGACCGCAACACGUGGGCACGUGACAGAAAGCACCACGCACGUGGACGUCACACGCCGUCAGACUUUAAGCGUCUUCAUUAACCUCCUCAUGCCUCCCGUGCUGGUUACCGUGGGUGUCACGUGCGGUGCCAUGACGAUCUUGACCAUGCGCACUAAGUACUUUCGGCGGGUGUCGGCGUCCGUGUAUUUGAAGACCGGUGCGCUGAAUGACAUUCUAGCGUUGCUUAUUUUGCUCACCGCUCACUGGCUGUAUUUGAAUCAGCCGGCAGCGUUCGUCAGAACGGAGUCGUCGCAUCUCAUGUGCAAGUUUUUCAAUUUUUAUGGACCCGGAAAUAAUGAUUUUGGAAUGCUUCUGACCGUGGCGAUGACGGCAGAACGCGCUCUCGCCGUGGCGUCUCCAUUUGGCGUCGCAAAGUAUCUGUCCGUGAAGCGGGCAUGGCGAAUAGUGCUAGGACUUUUGUGCUUCUCUGUCAUCAAGAACAGCCAUUUACUUCUAUCGUCUGAUCUAGUACCGGAAGGCCGCACCGAUCGGCUGUGCGAUACGUUUCCGGAGCGAAUCGGCCCCGCGUACAAAGCUUUCCUGUACGACGUGUGGCCCUGGAUUCACGUGACAUUUGUGUUGCUGUGCGGCCUAGCGCUUGUGGUGAACAACUUCGUCAUUCUUUACUUCGUGUACCAGUCACAGGCUGACAGGUUCUCGGGUGGUCAAACCUGGCGCCAUCUGGUUCCCAUGCUGAUCGGUGAAUCAGUCCUGCUCAUAGCGCUGACGUUUCCUUUUACGUUACACCUCGCCCUUCUCGCAAUCCGAUUGAAGUACGACUCCACUAUCUACACGGAUCCUCAUAAGGCGUCGGCGGAGACGCUCGUGUUUUCGGUGACGUUUUACAUGCUGUACUCUAACAAGUGCGCCAACUUCUUUAUGUUCUGUGCUACCGUGAAACGAAAACAGGGCACAUGGAGGACGACCAAGUUCAGAGAAUGA